AUGGCCGCCGACGACAGCAACAAGGCCCAGACCAAGUGCGUCACUCCAGAUAUCAACAAGGAGUACGGCCACCCCGACGGCAACACUGGCAAUGAUGUACAAGUCAAGGACAAUGGUCAGGCGGGUGACAACGACGAGGGUGACGGCGACAGCGAUACCGAUGGCGAGCAAUCCGAUGACGUCGAGAUGGAGAAUCACAAUACCGACUCAUACCAAGCGUACAUCAAGAAGUCCAAGGAUCUCAAGAGCCAGAUGCGAAUGCAUUUCAGCAAAGGCAACAUGGCGCAGUUUGAUCGCGUCCAGCGGGAAUUCCGCGAACAUGACUUGCUUGGUGAAGUAGAGGCCGAAUUGCUUGAUCUGAACACUGCAGAAGCAUUGAUCGCUCUCAGCCGCAGCAGUACUGAUUAUCAACACGUUCAUCGCCGCCACGCUGCCCAGGUCCUACCUCAGCCGUCUGCCCAAGUUCUUCCUCGGCUGUCUGCCCAACCCUUCUACGCACACUUGUUCCCUUGGAACAACGCUGCCGGCGGCCGGUCAACUUCUGGACCGACCAGUAUCGCUGCGACACAUCAAGUGGAUUCUGCGGCCCAACACGGUUCGACCGCAUCAUCAGUCGCAGUACAACUUGUGGCUCCUGUCCGUCCGGCUCGUGUUCUUGCGGUUCCACAAGCCUCGCCGCCAACAACCCUCAAUCUCCUCCCCACUCUGCCUUUGGAGCCUUACGCCGACAACGAUGCCUUGGGAAAAAGCGGUGGCGGGAAGGGCUUAAAAGGCAAGAACGAGGCUCUCUAUCGCACCGCGCCACCCCCGAAUUUGGACUACAAAUUGCUCGCUUUCGAAAUCACUCUUCUGGAGAUGGCGGCGCUAUGGGCUAGAAAUCUUGACAAUGACCCUGACCUGGUCGCGAAGGUCGAAAACCUCCGCUGUACGAUGCAGCAACAGGGUGCGAAGCCUACCGAUGCCGAUCCUACCAGUGUCGAUAAAUCCGCUGCCUUCUGGGACCAUGAAAAGAAGUUCUUCACCAAGGCCUCACCGACUCUGGAGGCAGAUGUUUCUCUACUUCGUCUUAGCCACGGUGUUGUGCGCCACCCUCAAGGUCAACAUCGUGGUCGUCUCACCAUCGCCAUCGAACAUGCAACGUUGCAUGGUCAUCAGCACGUCAUGCUCAGCCAGGUGGAACAGUACAUUGAGGCUUGCCGUCUGAAUGUACCUGGACCUCUCGCUGCGGGUGCCGACUUGGCAGCUGCCAACGACUUCCUGGCCACGUGGGCGUUGCGGCAUCCACCUACAUAA
Alternaria novae-zelandiae is the source of this 1293-nucleotide messenger RNA. RefSeq lists its product as uncharacterized. The record is from RefSeq and is a predicted model, not a curated record. Lineage: Eukaryota; Fungi; Ascomycota; Dothideomycetes; Pleosporales; Pleosporaceae. The transcript has 3 exons. The coding region runs from base 1 to 1293 and encodes 430 amino acids.